Messenger RNA from Bursaphelenchus xylophilus (pine wood nematode), 1785 nucleotides. NCBI's taxonomy places the organism in Eukaryota, Metazoa, Nematoda, Chromadorea, Rhabditida, Aphelenchoididae. The record is from the annotation of a GenBank genome assembly.
AUGUUAACCUCAGAUUUCGACAAUGAAUAUGCAUUUUAUUUGGAGAUUGCGGUUUUUGUUUUGUCAUCGAUUGGAUCAGCGUUCUUCAUGUUUAUGAUCCUCAAACGGACAGAGCAGCUGAUGCAGGUGUAUCAGAAGAUUCUCAUGUACAGUUCGCUCUACGAUUGGGUCGUUACGUUUACGUCUUUUUUCACUCGACCGGUUAGUUUUUGCAACAGGGAUUUUCUACAUUUCUUCUUCGUUUUUUUGGACAAUUAUCAUAUUUUUUUGAUCGUUUCAGAUAUUCUUCAUGGAUGAAGGCAAUUGCUAUCUGAUUUCGAACUAUUUUAUGCAAAUGCUAUCAGAUCAAAUGCAGUUCUUCUUCUUCUUCAGCUAUAUCUUCGCAUUUCAUGCGUUGCCUGCGGUGGUGGCCUUGUCUUAUUACUAUAGAUAUCUGGUGGUUUGCAAGUGAGUUUAUAUGUAAAAGGCAGAACGUAUCUUAGACGAAUGCGUAUUUUACAAACAUAUACAUAUAUCUUUCAGAGAAAAAAUCAUGACAAACUCCCAAUUCGUUGUCUUUGCAAUCUUCGCCACGACUGGAUCUGUCAUCAUGAUUGUCCUGAACUCCAUGUGGAUCAUGCCAAGAUACGGCGUCCAUCAAGAUCGGUUUACGGAGCAAGCGAGCAAGAUUAAAAACAGUUUCUUGCUGGAAAACAAGGAUAAGAUUUUUGGGAUUGGUGAUAAUGUAAGCAUUUACGUUUUUUAAUUUUUUUUUUGAGAGCUUUUUUCAUCAAAAAAAUUUCCAGGGUCCAGCAGCCUUGAAAUUAUAUUCGGUUGGGUUUUUCGUUACCCUUGUAUCGUAUGUUCUGAUCUUUAUUUACAUUCGAAAAGUUGUGAAUACCUUCCGAAUUCGCGAUGGUAAAACCAGAUGGCAUUCGGUCAAUAAACAAGUCGCAAAGUCACUGAUUGUUCAGGUAAUACAUCUACUUUUAUACUUCGUUAAAAAAGUCAUAUUCUUUUCACAAGGAAAGUACUUCUAUGGGGUAUGGAGUUAUCGGUCGAGAUAUAUAUCAAAAAAUUCGCAAAAAUUUUCUGAUUCAGAAUAUAUAAAAAUUAGCUGCCUAAUUUUGGUUUGUAAGGGUGAAAAAAUCCUCAGAACUUUUCUCGCAGCACCACGCAAAUGCCUUUUUGACCAAGUUUUUACCAAUUGAAAAGCUUUGUUUGGAGCUAAAGUAAACUCUGGCAGCUUGACAAGCCUUGAAAUAACAAAUUUUAUUAAUACUCCACCUUACUUAGUAGUCCCAACAUAAAAAAAUUUUAAAAAAGUGGCAUUUGAGUGGUGUUGCGAGAAAAGUUCUGAGGGGUUUUUCACCCUUACAAACCAAAAUUAGGCAGCUAAUUUUUACAUAUUCUGAAUCAGAAAAAUUUUGCGAAUUUUUUGAUAUAUGACUCGACCUGUAACUCCACACCCCAUAGAAGUACUUUCCUCGUCAAUAAAAAUUUGAUAAAAAUUCAAAAAAAAUAUUGUUUUAGGCUGUUACCCCCUCCGUAACCAUGGUCCCAAUGUUUGUCCUGAUGGCGGCUUGUGUAAUUCUACAACCCUCCGAAGCCUUCGUAACGACUUGUAAUUACAUUAUGAACAUCACUUUGACAAUCAUGCCGGUGAUCAAUCCCUUCGCUUCGGCCUCGUUUAUCGAUGCCUACCGUGAAGCGGCCCUAAGGAUAUUCUGUUGUUGCUUCGCACCCAGCAAGACUAAGGUCAAGAAGGAGAAGAGAGAGACUUCAACUCAUAUUUCCAGUGCUUAG